Ricinus communis (castor bean) is the source of this 2111-nucleotide messenger RNA. RefSeq names its product cyclic dof factor 1. Gene Ontology annotation, molecular function: DNA-binding transcription factor activity; DNA binding. The transcript has 2 exons. The record is from RefSeq and is a predicted model, not a curated record. NCBI's taxonomy places the organism in Eukaryota, Viridiplantae, Streptophyta, Magnoliopsida, Malpighiales, Euphorbiaceae. Gene Ontology annotation, biological process: regulation of DNA-templated transcription. The coding region runs from base 232 to 1704 and encodes 490 amino acids.
AUAAACUUGUGGCUCACAAUAUUUCCCUCUUUGCUUAUGCGGCAUUCCUCUCCAUUUCUUUAUUUACCAAACUAUGACUUCUAACUUCCCUCAGUCCUUCCCUUCCUUCAUGUUUCUUCCCUCUCUCUCUCUCCCUCUCUUCUAUUGCCUCCUUGAUCCAUCAGAAACACCACAACACAAGUUUAAGGAUACCAUCUCAUCAUCACAUUAACUUUAUUACAAGUAGCAGAAAUGUCCGAAGCGAUUAAGCUGUUUGGCAAGACCAUUCCAUUGCCAGCUCUUUACCACUUAUCUUCUGCUAAUGACCCUUGUUCACAAGCAACAGGAGAUGAUCUCGAUGACUUCUCCGAUAAAACUACUGCUUCUUUACAUGAAUAUGACUCUGUAAAGGAACAACAAGCCCAAGAUACGAAUAGGGAACCUUCAGGAAAAGAAGUCACUGAUGAUAAACAAGAAGUUAGCACCUCAAAUCAAGAAGCUGAGGACUUAAAAGAUCCAACAACAACACAAUCACGAAUUAAUGAAAAGCCUGAAACUUCCUCAGCGAACAGAGAAACUUCACCAUCCAAAGAAAGCUCUGAGAAUGGAGAACAACAAAAUGAGACAAGUAAUAACUCGCAAGAAAAGACCUUAAAGAAACCUGACAAAAUACUCCCAUGCCCUCGAUGUAAUAGCAUGGAUACAAAAUUCUGCUAUUAUAACAAUUAUAAUGUCAAUCAGCCCCGCCAUUUCUGCAAGAACUGUCAAAGAUACUGGACUGCUGGAGGAACCAUGAGGAAUGUACCUGUUGGCGCUGGACGGCGAAAAAACAAGAGCUCUUCCGCAUCACAUUACCGGCACAUAAUUGUAUCAGAAGCUUUACGAACAGCACAAGGCCAUGCUUUGAAUGGGGUUCACAACCCUUCUUUUGGAAGUAGCAGUACUGUCCUUACCUUUGGUGCAGAUUCUCCUCUUUGCGAAUCUGUAGCUUCCGUGCUGAAUCUUUCAGAGAAAAAUGGAUACCAUAGACCUGAACAAAGAAUUCUUGUUCCUUGUGGAAGAACAGCUGAUAACGGGGACGAUAGAUUGAGUAGAAAUUCUGUCACAGCUUCGAAUGCAUUAGAGAAGGGAGGUAAAAGGGUUUCGCAAGAAACAGUUACUAAAAAUUAUCAAGGCAUUGCUCCUCAGGUACCAUGCUUUCCAGGGCCACCUUGGCCUUAUCCAUGGAGUUCCCCAUUGCCUACUCCACCUACUUUUUGCCCUUCAGGAUUUCCAGUAUCAUUUUAUCCUGCACCAGCCUAUUGGGGUUGUACUGUUCCAAAUCCAUGGAAUGUUCCUCCAUGUCUAUCUCCACAAUCGCCUUCAGUAAAUCACCGCGCAGCGGCGAGCUUGAGUCCUACGUCUCCAUUAGGGAAACAUUCAAGGGAAGGUAAUAUCCUGAAACCUGUCAAUUCCGAAGAGCCUUCGGGAGAGAGCAAUUGCACGGAAAGAAGUGUUUUGGCUCCAAAAGCUUUGAGGAUUGAUGACCCAACCGAAGCUGUAACAAGCUCAAUAUGGGCAACUCUUGGGAUCAAGUGUGAAAAAACAAAUUUGAAUGGAGGACUCUUUGAAGGAUUUCAGUCGAAAAAUGAAAACAGAAAUUACAUAGCUGAGAGAAAAUCUUCGGUGUUGCAAGUCAAUCCGGCUGCCUUGUCGCGGUCUCUCAACUUCCAUGAGAGCACCUGAUGAAAGGAAUUGAGAUGCAUGUACACUGUUGCCUCUCACACAACAACACAAUGUUUUUCCCGAACAAGCAACGAAUGGACCGACUUGUAUCAGUUGUGGAGUAUAUUCCAAUAUAGAGGAAAACCCAAAAAAAUAGGAACCUAUCUUACCUUACAGGAGACCAUAGCCUCUAAUCGCCUUCAUAGCAUAAUGAUCAACCGGUGUUUUGCCUUGACCUUAGAUGGUUUUUUUCUUUCAAGUUUUUGUGUACAUAUAUAUGUGAGAGUGUGUGACAUGUACCUUGAAACAAAAGAGAAUCUUGGAUGUCAUAAAAUUCAAAAAUAACUGGAAAAUUUCAGUUCAAUAACUUUUAUGGCUCUAGGCUCUGAAAAAUCUGAGUUGAAUUUUUGCAGAUUCUUUCACUGACA